This is a messenger RNA of Porites lobata, 1714 nucleotides long. The record is from the annotation of a GenBank genome assembly. Lineage: Eukaryota; Metazoa; Cnidaria; Anthozoa; Scleractinia; Poritidae.
AUGGCUUCAAGCACUGGGUCUCUAUUUUUGGUCAUAUGGGGAACUCUUCUCCUUUCACGUUCUAUGAGAGCAAAGGACAAUCAACAUGCAACACAGCUACUGUACAUGUACAACAUAUUCACGGAUAACGUCGCCAUAUUAGGGCACACUAUUCGUUCUGUGAAUGUAUCAAGUCAAGUUGAUUGCUUCCGCCAUUGUGCAAAGGUUUGUGGUUGCGUUGCAUUUCAGUUGACUGGGUGGAAAUGUGAAUUAUUGGAUGCAGAUAAAGAUGUCGUGAUUGGGAACCUGGUAACUAGACCAGGCACUGCUUUGUACACUAUGAAUCAGGAUAGUAUAAAGGUAAGGUUGUGUCAUUGAUAGGAAAACAAGUUGUAGAGCUACUAGGGAGUAAUGAACUAUAAAUAAAUAUUGAAUACACAAGUAAAAAUACAUACCUAUAUUUACAUGUUCAAUAUCAUAAGUUAAAAAGUGCCCCAAGCCCAUCGCCAGACUUACGAUUUGUAGCUUUGAGUUUGGUGACAUGCAAUGGUAUUUUGUGUUUUGUGAUUAUAAACUAGAUUCGAUUUUAUGACAACAGCACGGCUUUAUUGCGCUCCGUCGCUAAAGGAAGUAAAAAUUUGAUGUAACAGACGCUGAUUAAAAGAGAAAUUCUCCCUAAACUCUUUCUGCUGCAAAACUCAAAAUUGUUAGCAAGAUCAGUCAUUGUUUUGUAGAAGUUUAAUAUUCACAACGAAUCAGCCAGGUUAUGUUUCUUGAUGAUUUUGUGGCCAAGGGAUGGUCGGAAUCGCUCGCUAAAUUUGAGUGCAAAACGUUAGGUGUAAGAAGACAAAUUUGCGUCCACAACUAAAACUUAAUUCGUACAUGCGAAAAGGUAUCCUGUAUGACUACACUUUAAUUAUUAUUAUUUUAAUUAUAUUGCCAGGUGAACCAAAGCUGUGUUAACGAAUGCUGCAGAUCAAAGCCCUGUCUUAACGGCGGAACCUGUGAGGAAAAAUGCAGUGACGUCAGAGAACCUUAUACUUGCACAUGCUCAAAAUAUUACAAGGGAAAACGAUGCGAGCAGUUUUAUCCACAAGUCAAGUCGUGCCAAGGUGUCAAGAUAUUUAGGCCGGGAUCGCAUUCCGGUGUUUACGAACUUGUUAUAAGUGAUAAUAAAACUGUGCAGAGUUAUUGUGACUUUACCUCGGAGGCUGGUAAGGCUUGGACGCUCAUAGAAUCCUUUUCGCUUUCAAACAAAGGCGUAUAUAAGAACAAACCAUUUUAUCACGAUUUUCCUCGAAACGAGAACAACUUCACAUGGGACGACUUUAGGGUUUCAUACCAAGCCUUGGUUAAUAUCCGGAAUAACUCAACGCACUGGCGCGUGACCUGUACCUUCCCAUCAGGCCUCAGUUAUGCCGACUACGCACGCUCUUCGCUCAAUGAAACAGACCUCCUAACGUUUGUCAAUCAGGACAAAUGCAAGAGGUAUGAAUAUGUUUCAGUGCGAGGAAUAAACUGUACGGACUGUAAAGGGAUGUUGGUUCAAAGAGACAGUCAACACAUGCAUACAGAUUCUUACUGGAGCGGAAUAAAUGGCUGUCAGUGGAACCCCGGGGCGGGAGCAAUAUCAGGAGAAGAUAAUUUUGGUUUGUAUGCUGUUACCAAUCCAAAACACAGGUGCACGGUAAACGCUUCGUCUACUACACAGUGGUGGCUUGGGUCAGAAUUAUAA